AUGGCUUCAAAUACGGGAGAUAAUUUUGGCGGAUGGCUGGUGCGUGUUAGAAGUGGUGGCACGGAUACCCUUUCCUGUUGUGGUUCAUACUAUUCGCCAUUGUUGGUGAUCUCUUCUGCCAACUGCAUAAAUCCUUUUCGAUACCAACUAGACGAGGCGAACGUAGUGUCGACAGCCAAUGCAGAAGACGAGGACUACAACUUCUCCCGAGUUGAUACAGUAUACUUUCCAGAUGACUUUACGGCACUUAAAACCAACGUGGACAUAUCGGUGGUCAGGUUGAACAGUCCCUUAAAAGGCAGCAUGACCGAAUUCAUCAAGCUGGCCCCCGUAAUGCCGAGCCUUGACGAUACAUAUCUUACAUUUGGAUGGGGCUUUGACAGUCUGGAAGUGCAGCCACCUUCAGAUGAGCCACGAAAGACAGAACUGACAUUUACGCCGCUGGAUACAUGUAAAACAAAAAUUCAGACGGGAUUUGUCUCGGACACUGUUCUGUGCGCGAAAAUGCCCGAGGAUAGUUUUGAGUGCAUUUACGAUGGUGGUUCUCCGGUGGUCUGGAAAAACCUACUCGUUGCCGUCGCCUCGGUGGGAUUUACAUGUAGGAAUACUUCGCUUCCUGGCAUUUAUACGAGCGUGAUCAAGCUAACACCUUUUAUAAAGAAUAUUCGGAAAGCAGUCAGGUCUGGUCAAUUGGCUCGUCGUAAAAGGGAAAUCCGUCAGCAGUGGGAAAGCCUAAAAAGAUCACCAAGCCCAUAA
Molecule: messenger RNA, 756 nt
Organism: Drosophila montana
Lineage: Eukaryota; Metazoa; Arthropoda; Insecta; Diptera; Drosophilidae
Product: seminase-like
Exons: 1
Coding region: 1-756 (251 amino acids)
Biological process (GO): proteolysis
Molecular function (GO): serine-type endopeptidase activity
Source: RefSeq, a predicted model, not a curated record